CCCGGCUUGGCCAGCGCGUGUCGUCCGGGCUUCUCAAAUCAGAGCCACCGAAAUGGCUGCGUUCCCGUCCUUUUCCCUGCUUCUCCUGGUGGCUGGGGCUUGCGUGACUCCACGGGGCUCCAGCGAGGAGAUCAUCGGGGGGAAGGAGGUGACCCCACACUCCAGGCCCUUCAUGGCCUCCCUCCAGCGCCACGGUGUCCACCUCUGUGGAGGCGUCCUCAUCCACCCGCGGUGGGUGCUGACGGCGGCCCACUGCCGCCCCCGGUACACCAAACACCAGUCCUUCACAGUGGUGUUAGGGGCCCACUCUCUCUCUCAGAGCGAGGACUCCAAGCAGAAGUUCGACGUUCUGAAGUUCGUUGCGUUCCCGGGAUACUCCUCAGACCCCAUCUCGAACGACAUCAUGCUGGUGCAGCUUCACACGGCUGCAAAGCUCAACAAGAAUGUCCAGCUGCUCCAACCAAGCACCAAGAACGAUAUUACAGCCGGAACCAAAUGCCAGGUCACUGGCUGGGGCGCCACCGACCGGGACACCUUGAAACCCUCGGACACCCUGCGAGAAGUCACUGUCACGGUCAUCAGUCACAAGCUGUGCAACAGCCCUGACUAUUACAACCACAACCCCGUCAUCCUCAAAGGCAUGGUGUGCGCGGGGGACACCAGAGGCCGCAAGGACUCCUGCCAGGGUGACUCCGGCGGCCCCUUGGUCUGCGGCGGCGCCUUCUACGGCCUGGUGUCGUCGGGUCACAAAUGCGGCCAGGCCAAGAAACCUGGAAUCUACAUCCUCUUCAUGACGAAGUUCCAGGCCUGGAUCAAACGCCAGCUGCCCCCGCCUCCUGCACCCUGAGGCGGCCGGCGGUUUUCCGGGGUCUGCCCGUUGCUCGGUGGUGGGGGUUGUUUGUUC
Messenger RNA from Phyllostomus discolor (pale spear-nosed bat), 904 nucleotides. It is a transcript of the gene GZMK, whose product is annotated as granzyme K. Bases 53 to 847 code for a protein of 264 amino acids. The transcript is spliced from 5 exons. Gene Ontology annotation, molecular function: serine-type endopeptidase activity. Lineage: Eukaryota; Metazoa; Chordata; Mammalia; Chiroptera; Phyllostomidae. The record is from RefSeq and is a predicted model, not a curated record. Gene Ontology annotation, biological process: proteolysis.